This is a messenger RNA of Pangasianodon hypophthalmus (striped catfish), 5906 nucleotides long. It is a transcript of the gene nrip1b, whose product is annotated as nuclear receptor interacting protein 1b. Gene Ontology annotation, biological process: regulation of transcription by RNA polymerase II. NCBI's taxonomy places the organism in Eukaryota, Metazoa, Chordata, Actinopteri, Siluriformes, Pangasiidae. The transcript is spliced from 2 exons. Gene Ontology annotation, molecular function: signaling receptor binding; transcription coregulator activity. The record is from RefSeq and is a predicted model, not a curated record. The coding region runs from base 956 to 4240 and encodes 1094 amino acids. Gene Ontology annotation, cellular component: nucleus.
CAUGGGAAGAUAAAUGCGCCCUUCUUGUCCUAGCGAGCCACUUCAUGCUUCUCAAGGCUAAGCCAUGGGUAGAGAGUAGGCAUUAAGACUAACCUGACAUUGACCGAAGAGGCUUUUAAAUAACAAUCUAAAACAAGGUUCAAUCAUGUGACCUUCCUCCUCACAAAGAGGCCGUGCUGGACUUUGUGUAACACACUUGUUGGAAGAUUUGUUGUCUAGUGAUAAGGCGCUCUUGUUAUCUGCCUGGUCAUAAGGUUAUGAGCACUGUAACCCAUGUUAAGCCACUGGAUCUUUUAUAUUGUUUUUAUUAUCAGGAGCAGCGUGGUUGUGAUUGUGAAAAUUGCUUUGUUUAAUUCUACACUGUGUCAAAUACAGAGAAAAUACAGAGGGAGAUUUCUCUCUUGGAUUCUUUCCAGACUUUUUUUCUUCUCUUUCACAAGCAUAAACAGAAUCAAUUAAUUAAUCUUGGCAGAUGUAAGUAGACUAGAGGCACAUUUUGUAAUACCACUUUCUUGUUAACAGGCGCUUGUUUCCAGUAGCAACCACAACAAAAGCAUUUUGGAUGUACUGGUACCCAACUGAGGUUCUCGUGUGGCCCAAUCUGAGAGCACAAGAGCAGAACAACGACACAGAGCCCCUGGGACCUUGUGACAGACAUCCAAAGUAUUCAGCGGCAUGGAACACAUCACCGGGAUAGUGAAGAGGUUUUGCUGACUCCUCCCUGGCUGUGCGUCUAUGCUCAAAAGGUUGGCUUGUCACAGAAACACAGAAAGGAAUUUCAUCUGGAUCCCUGUGUGAUGGUAUUUCUAACAUACGGUGCUUCAGUUUGUUAAAGUUAAAAGAAGAAAUAUCAGGUCCCUCUUUAGGAAUUAGGGCUCUUCAUCUAUGGCACAACAAUCAAUAAGACAUUUUCAGUAGUCAUCAACAACCACACAAGGGGUGCCUACUAUUGAACAUGACUCAUGGGGAAGAACCUGGCCCUAAGACACACCAGGAUUCUGCUGUUUUAACGUAUCUGGAAGGUUUACUAAUGCAUCCGGUUGCAUCUGGGCCUGGUGCCACGGCAACAAGGAGACCGGAGGCUGCCAGCAACAAUGGCGAGGCAGGAAAUCAAGGGACCAGAGGCAUUCAGCUACCCAAUCACGGCUCUACCCCACCAGAAAAAGGAAGCCCUCCCGGAGCGGCUUCCCAGCACCUUAAAAAGGCCAGACUGUUGCGUUCAGGAACCUGGAGUGAGAUAGACUACCAGAAAAAAGACACUGCUGCAGUGCAUGUGAAUGGACAGGGCAAAGAGCACCAUAAAAUAAGUCUGGAUAAUUCUGCACAGGGAGAGAGCACGCUGCUGGCCUCUCUGCUCCAGUCCUUCAGCUCACGACUGCAGACGGUAGCCAUGUCACAGAGCAUCACUCAGAGCCAGAAACAGCUAAAUGGAGAGAGCAACGACAGAUCACCUAAUGACAAGGACACCUUACAGGGCUACUGUACAGCCUCCAGCCGCCUCAAAGGCCUGAUAAGGAAAAACAAACAGCAGAGCCACAACACUGUGCCUUACAGUCGGCACAGCAGCCAAGAUCGACGCUCAGAGUCUCCUCGUUCGUCACAGAGCUCAGUGCCUGACAGAGUAUCCUGUGCAGAGAGAUUGAAGGCUGUGGCCAGUCUAGUAAAGAGCAGGUCCAGUCCUGCUCCUUCUCCUAAACCCAGUGUGGCCUGCAGUCAGUUAGCUUUGCUGCUCUCCAGUGAAGCCCAUCUGCAGCAAUAUUCCCAAGAACAGGCCUUAAAAGCACAACUAUGUGGCCGAUCAGCCAGCGAGAGACUGGCAGCCAUGGCUACGCAGCAAACUAAAGACAAUAGACCACCCAGCAUGGGAGAGUCUGUAUUUGCUCCAGACAUGUUAAGCCCUUUUAAUACCCUAAACGGAACACUCCCCUCACCAACAUUAAAUUCCAGCCAGAGAAGCCCUUCUUUGAGCCUAGGCCAAAGUGCACCCACCAGCUCCCCUCGGCCCUCUCCUUACACCCCUAAAGAAAAGCGUCCAUUUGACAGGCACAGCAGCCGGCCCCCACAGAACUGCAGCAGCUUGCUUCUGCUCCUCCUCAACAACCACAACUCUCAAAAGCAUCUUACUAAGAAUGGCCACCUGGAAGAUGACUUCAACGCUCCUCCUAGCCAAGCCUCCUCUCAUCAGUCUGACAGUGAGUACUCCAACCCGGAAAACAGCUUGACCAAAGACAGUAGUGACGCAGAAAGCUGCUACUCCAGCUGCUCCCCUAUUGACCUCUCCAUGAGGAGCCGAGUUUCCAGCCAAAAGUCAGAGCCCCCCUCCUCGGCUUCGUCUUUAGACAAGCUCACAGAGACUCUUAUAAGCAAGUGGAAGUCAGAGACUCUCGGGGCAAAGGUCGCUGAAGCCAGGGAGUUGGAAAUGAGCCCAGACAUGACAUCCCAUCAUAAGGUUACCCUCAUGCAGUUACUGUUGGAUCGCAGAAAUAAUGAGAUGGUAAACAAAAUUGCACAUCAUUCUGAUUUGCAGGAUGACGCCACCCUUCGAAACAUGACUGGAAGCCCACUUAAACGGCUUGGGACGCUGGAGGAGAGCAGAACACAGAACCCUUUUGACCGGCUGAUGGGCGGAGGUCUGUCCACAUCCUCCCUCAGCGGAGAUGCAAGCAAGACUCCUUCUCCUUACGCUUAUUCUUCACCCCUUGUUCAGUCCAGUCCUCUGGACCUCUGUAAGUCUAAACAGCACACCAGUGAAAAGAUAGUGGAGCCUGCUUUCACAGCCAGUAAGCUAUUACAAAAUCUGGCUCAGUGUGGUUUGCAGAAUGUAUCCCCCUCACCCCCUCUGCAAGCCUGUAGGCCACCGAGCAAAAGGCAAAGCCCGGAGCCUGAGCUGGACAGAUCUCAGACUCUUUUGGACAGGGUUGCUGCUCCAAUAAAAAGGAAUCAAACCCCUUUAUUUGAACCACCCCCUGCCACUUUCUCACCCUUUUCUGGACGAGAGCGCUCACCUCCGGCAUCGACACAAAUUGAAAACCUCCUGGAGAGACGGACCGUACUGCAGCUGCUGCUUGGCACAGCUUCCCACAAGGAGAAAUCCACUGGGAGGAGAAGCACAGAGGUGGCUAUGGGUGUCCAUGAAAAGCCUCCAGGGUCAUAUUUUCUGUGUGACAGCUCAAAUGGACCUCCAUUGAAUGUCAUGGUCAAAACAGAGCCAAGAGACGAGAGUCUUCUUUCAGACAGCUCUGAUGAUGCCGGACGCCAUUGGAGAUUGGGGCAUGAAAGUCACAGCCCCAUCACUGAAGCACAGAGCAAUGUUAAAGAAGAAGCUAAACAUGGACUUCUCAGCCAGCUCUUGAAACAGAAGACUACUACCUAUCAUUCGAGUCCACGCACAGAGCAGAUUGUGAGCACAGUGAAAGAGGAGCAACAUGAUUAUCAGGUGCCUCUCCCUAAAAAGAGGAAACUUUGCUUGGAGUUGGCUGAACACCUCAGUAAAGAACUUUGCCAGAGACCGUUGGAUACUGUGAGUGAGUGUCUGGUGUCUGGAACACCUGAGGCCCACAAUAGCAGAAGGCUGCCAAGCCCAAAAGAAGAGGACUUGUUCAUCAAGAGUCCUGCGAGUAAAGCUCCCAUGAGAGACAGCCAAAGCUUCAAUGUUUUGAAGCAGCUCCUUUUGUCAGACAACUGUCUAAAGGAGAUAUCUCAGCCCCAGGGGAUCCCUAGUCCUUCAGUCCUCCCUCAGGCAAACUGCAAAGCCAACGGGAACUUCAGUCAGUCCAGUUACAAUCAUGAACUUGUGAACUUUCCACAGUUUCCCCAGACUCUUAACUCAGGGCCUGGUUGUUUUAACCCACUCACUUCCUCACCAGGAAACAGCAUUCAGGGAUCCUCUUGGGAUAAGGGCUCCUCCCCCAGACCCAGUCUCAAAUCUGAGAAGAAAGAAACAGAAAGCUCACCAAGGUGGACACUUGCUGGGGAGGAUAAAUGUGAAUCCAGUCCUGAUUCUCCACCUCUAAUGAGGUCUAAUCCUAUACUGUACUAUAUGCUCCAGAGGAGGAACAGUCAGCUUAGAAAAGAGGUGGAGGAUCAUGCGCAGAGGACGCACUGCGGGGUUACCGUGAAAGUAGAGCCAUGUGCCGAUGAUCGGUACAGUGACACCAGACUAAGUACGAUUUCUCAAGUUCAGAUACAGAGACAAGGCAACAGAGGCGAAAACCUUAGUGGGCUGUUAGAAAAACCAUAGAUCCGAACUGCCAAAGAAUGAGAAUGACACAUUUUGAGAAAUGAGUGUGAGUUUUGUUUUUGUUUUGUAACAAAGAGCAAACUAUAUAACGCUGACCACUAUUUCUUUCACUUUAAUGAAUGCCGCAGUAACGGCAACAUUACACAUUACAGACUGAGUGUGUUACGUUUACGCAAUUUGAUGUACCACAUUUCUUUUCAAUGCAUACGUCAUUUUUCCGAAGUUUGUACAGGUUCUAUUUUAGUCCAAUUCUUUUUUCUUUUUACAUUUUAAAACAUUUAUAAAAAGAACAUCCUAGUUCAUAUAUAUUCGAUGGCUCCAGAAACAUUACAGCUACAUUUAAUUUUAUAUUUAUUUCCGCAGACGUCCCUAUUUUCCAAAGCACAAUGUUAUAUUAGAUGCAUGUGUGCCAUCCGAGCAUAACGUCUUCAUAAUAAAGGACAAUAAAAAUAAGUGAACUUUAUGAAUGAUCAGGUACGUCUCAUGUUGUUCUAACUGAAUGAUUGUGCCACAAACUCUAUCCCAGUAGGAAGGACGGUGACAAUAUCACACACACACACACACACACACACACGUUGUGUUACAAUGCUUUAAUUUUUACAUCAGGAAUGAAUCUGUAGGUGUUCUUGGGUGUUUGGCAUGAAUAAAGAAAACUCAUAUUUUUUAGCUGUCAAAAUAUCUUUUUACGGUUUUGUAUUGUUCAUUGUUUUGUACUUUAUAUACACUUAUAUGUAGCAGUUCACAGACUUGUGGUGUCAAAUCUGAAAAUUUUACCCCAAAGAUGUGAGAACAUGUUUAUGAACUGAGAGAUUUCUUUUUCACACACACACACACACACAUAUAUAUAUAUACAUACAUACACACAUAUAUAUAUAUAUAUAUAUAUAUAUAUAUAUAUAUAUAUAUAAAACGUGAAGGAUAGCAUGUGAAGCUGAGAGUCUGCUUUGAAAGCUGUGAAAGAAAGUUUGAUCCAUCGUCCAAUUAAAUAUGAACUAAAAAACAAUCGCCAUACGAUCUAUUUUAUUCCUUCAUCUAUAUGUAGAUACAUUUGGAUUUGAUAAAUUUGUGUAAAUAGUGCUUUCAUGAUGAAAUAUUACUAUUUUGUAUUGUUGAAAAAGCCCUAGUUUUUAUCGUCUUGGAUUGUAAAUAUAAUAUCUGUCAAUAAUGUACAUAAAACUACAGAAAAUGAGAUUUUUUGCAUGUCUCUAUGUUGUGAGCUAGCGAUAAUCUUUCGACCUUUGUUCUGCAAGCUGUCGUGUUAUGUCUGAUCUCUACACUGCUGCCUGUUGCAUGCACAUGCAUGGGAAGCACCUGCGUAUCAGUACCUGGAAUGGGAAAUGUCAAGUCUUAAACAAAUUUUUUAUUGUUAUUUUUUUUUUUAUCACGAAUAGAUGGUUAUUUAAAACAUAGAAUUUGAUGAGACAAACAUACAUUGGUUUGUAUUUUUAUUUUUCUUUGUGUGGAUUCCUGUUCUGUUACUCUUUAAAACAUUUCUCUAAGUUGGAUUGACGUCAUGCUGUGCAUUUGAGAAAUGCAUUUGUAGCAAAAAAAAAAAAAAAAUCCGUUUCAUAUAUGAUUCUCUUGUGACAACCAUGAUGUUUUACAUUUUUUAUUACUUUCUGGUGUUUAUUUGCACUGAUAUAAAUAAAUAUUGAAAUGCACAAGA